Molecule: messenger RNA, 369 nt
Organism: Diorhabda carinulata
Lineage: Eukaryota; Metazoa; Arthropoda; Insecta; Coleoptera; Chrysomelidae
Gene: ubl
Product: ubiquitin-like protein 5
Exons: 2
Coding region: 85-306 (73 amino acids)
Biological process (GO): protein modification process; mRNA splicing, via spliceosome
Cellular component (GO): nucleus; cytoplasm
Molecular function (GO): protein tag activity; protein binding
Source: RefSeq, a predicted model, not a curated record
ACAUAUGUCAAACAAAAUAGGUUAACAUUAGUCGAACACACAAAUUAGAAAAUAACAAAUUAGAAACUUUAUUAUCUAAUAAAUAUGAUAGAAAUAACUUGCAACGACCGUUUGGGUAAAAAGGUAAGGGUUAAAUGUAACCCCGACGAUACAGUUGGAGAUCUGAAGAAACUUAUUGCGGCGCAAACUGGAACACGAUGGGAUAAAAUAAUUUUGAAGAAAUGGUAUACUACUUUUAAGGACCACAUUCAACUGCAAGAUUAUGAAAUUCAUGAUGGGAUGAAUAUUGAAUUAUAUUAUCAAUAAUAGGAACAGAGGGAACACUUAUAUAAUCUAGAUUUUAAGUUGUAAUUAUUUUAUAUUUUUAAA